AUCUAAACAUGAUAGAACAGAACAUAAACAUUAAAACUAUACACAUAUUAGAACGGAACAUAUAGAUAAAGUAUAAACAGAGAGCAUACAUAACAAAAGCCUAGUAGAACAUAUACAUAAUAAAAUCUUUAAAAAAAACAAAACAAUAUAUAAACAAUAUAUCAAAAUAACAGGACUUAUACAUAAUAAACUUAUAAGACAUUACAAUUCUAUAAGACAUAAAGAUAACUUAAGUCUGAAACAUAAUAAUCGGCGCUUGUAGUGGGGACCCCACUGUAUCCGGAUAGGGACUGGUCCAAUGUAUCGCCUGCAGCAGGUGUGAUACCCGCAGCCCCUCCUGGUGCCAGCUGCGCCCGUCCUAGGUAUCAUCAUCGCCCGGGCAGGAGGCUGGUGGCUGUGAAGCGCCACCUCCCUCCCCUGUCACCCAGGAGGAAGCACCGGCUGCACCUCCCCUCUCCUCCUCCUCUCCUCUCCUCCAGCCCUGUGCCUGCCUGCUUGCCCGGCUGUCAGUGAUCAGUCAGGUGCCAGCCCGCAGCAGAGGUGCCCACCAGCAGCAUCACCCUCCUCGGUAACCAGGAUGGCAGAGCAGAGCGACUCCCCGGUGCACAGCCAGCCCCCAGCACAGCCCAUCGGGUGGCCCAUCUGCAGGGACAGCUACGAGCUCCAGGAGGUCAUUGGAAGUGGUGCCACAGCAGUGGUUCAAGCAGCACUAUGCAAACCCAGACAAGAGCGGGUCGCCAUAAAGAGAAUAAACUUAGAGAAGUGCCAGACAAGCAUGGACGAGCUACUUAAAGAAAUACAAGCCAUGAGUCAGUGCAGUCACCCCAAUGUCGUUACAUAUUAUACCUCGUUUGUGGUGAAGGAGGAGCUAUGGCUGGUGAUGAAGUUAUUAAGUGGAGGUUCCAUGUUGGAUAUUAUAAAACACGUGGUCGGCAGAGGUGAACAUAAGAAUGGCGUGCUAGAUGAACCAAUUAUCGCUACUAUACUUAAAGAAGUCUUAGAAGGAUUAGACUAUCUACACAGGAACGGACAGAUUCAUAGGGACCUAAAGGCUGGAAACAUCCUUUUGGGAGAAGAUGGAUCCGUACAGAUAGCAGAUUUUGGCGUUAGUUCAUUUUUAGCUACAGGUGGUGACAUGACAAGGAAUAAAGUAAGGAAAACAUUUGUAGGCACCCCCUGCUGGAUGGCUCCGGAAGUUAUGGAACAGGUCAGAGGUUAUGACUUCAAGGCUGAUAUAUGGAGUUUUGGAAUUACAGCUAUUGAACUAGCUACGGGUUCAGCUCCUUAUCACAAGUAUCCUCCAAUGAAGGUUUUAAUGUUGACCUUACAGAACGACCCUCCUACUUUAGAAACUGGAAUAGAAGAUAAGGAGAUGAUGAGAAAAUACGGGAAAUCUUUUAGGAAACUUAUUUCACUUUGUCUCCAGAAAGACCCAUCAAAGAGGCCAACGGCAGCUGAACUCCUAAAAUGUAAAUUUUUCCAAAAAGCAAAGAACAGGGAAUAUCUAAUAGAAAAACUACUCACCAGAACACCAAAUAUCUCUCAGAGAGGAAAAAAGGUUAGAAGAGUUCCUGGCUCAAGUGGUCACCUCCAUAAAACAGAAGAUGGAGACUGGGAAUGGAGUGAUGAUGAAUUGGAUGAAAAAAGUCCUGAAUAUAAGGAUUUGUUAUCCAAAGAGAAGCCAAGAAGAAUUAAUGAUGACAAUGAAAACGAGACUUCCACAGACAGCAAUACACAGACAAGAUUGCAAAACCUGAAUCUACAGGAUACUCAGGCACAAUCCAAUGAAAGCCAUCCAGACAAUAGACCUUCAUCUGCUAUUAACCUUGUUCUAAGAUUAAGAAAUUCCAGAAAAGAACUCAAUGAUAUACGGUUUGAGUUUACUCCUGGCAGGGAUACGGCAGAUGGUGUUUCGCAGGAGCUCUUCUCGGCAGGCCUUGUGGACGGUCAUGAUGUAGUUAUAGUUGCUGCUAAUCUGCAGAAGAUGAUAGAGGAUCAAGCAACGUAUAAAACAGUAACAUUUAAGUUGGCGUCCGGUUGUGAUGCGACAGAAAUUCCCGAUGAAGUCAAGCUGAUUGGUUUCGCCCAGUUAAGCAUCACUUGAUUAAGUGCAAUUUGGCCCCUUCCAGAUUACCAUCCUUUUUUGGCUAUUCUAGGAGGAGAAAGUAAAAAAAGGGGAUAAAAUAGUAACAUAAAAUGAUUUCCUUCAAAUCUAGAAAUUCACGAUGUUCACAAGAUGAAAUCACGACUGUAAUCGCUGCUGCUACCCAAAAAGAGAAUAACCAAGGCCACCGAGCAAUCAAACUUACCAUCUCCCUGUACAAAGCAAGAAAGGAACAAAACACAUUUUAAAGAUAACAGCUCUAUUUAUUGGUUACGUGUCAUUUUCUACAGGAUGUCUAUGGCGCCUCUCACUGUAUAUUCUAUAUUUUGAUUGUAUGUUGAUUAAUGUUGAUUAAUAAGACUGCCUAUUUUCUGUAUUAUUUUAAAACUAAUAUUCCAGAAAAAGAAAAAAACAUAAAGAAAAAAAAAAAAAAAAGAAAAAACCUUAAAACAAAAAAAAAAGAUUUAUUAGCCAAACUUGAAUCCCAGUUGUAUAAAGGACUGUGAAGUUUAUUUUCAUAUAUUUAUGGAUUGCACACCCAGUAGAUACUUGGUUAUGUUGUUAUGCUUAUUGCAGCUAAACUAUUGUAUAAUCUUCAUGUCUGAAAUGUCAAUGUAGGGGGGUGGGGUCUGCAGAUUUGAAAAAAAAAUGGCUGACUUCUUGAAAAAAAAGUGCCACGCCUGCACAAAGCUGCAAAACCGGGCAGCUGGGGUACUUUUUCAAGACAAAAACUCCUAUGAUUUUCCAGUCCUUUUAAACUCCUUUAAAGGGGUUCUUCGGGAAGUCAACUCAUGUCCUCACCACAGGACAAAUGUCUGAUGGCGGGGGUCUGACUGCGUGGACUCGCCAGCUACUCCCCUGUCCUCAAAGCACUCUGGUCCCCACCUCAGAGACAUGUGGGUGUGACUGCCUGAAGACGGGACCCCCGUGACUGAGAUGUAACCCCAAUCACCAUCUGAGUCGGGGCCCCGUGCCUGAGACUUAACCGCCAUGUUGGACUACUCAGCCAAUCAUCAACUGAGAUGGGACCCUUUUGACUAAGACGGAACCCCUGUGUCAGCCCAUUCAGCCAAUUACCUGUUGAGAUCGGCAUUGCGUGACUGAGACGGAACCCCUUUGAUGGCCAGUAACUGCAUAAGAAGGACCCCUGUCUCAGCCAGUGAUUGUGGUCGUCUCGUCUCCGAGGGGGGGCAUAGUGCUCCAAGGACGGGUGAGUUGCUUGGCCCCUUACAGUAGAUCGCAGGGGCUCCCAGCAGCCAGAUCCCCCAGGAUCAGACACUUUUCCCCUAUCCUGUUGAUCAGGCAUAAGUUGACUUCCCCGGAGCUCCCCUUUUAGUCUCUAGUCCGACAUCAGCUUGAAUUGUAGGCAAUUUGAAUGCGACAAACUAGAUUUUACUAUUCCCCUUAUAUUGGCGAAGUACGUGCUUCAAACUAUAGGAUAUCCUGAUAUUAUGGUCUAGUACUGAAUGUAGACAUAGUCCGCAUGCACGUGCUGAAUUGGUGUGCUGCAGAGUUCCUACUGCUCAAUAUCACCGCCAUAUGGUGCCAUCAUACAGCACCAUGUUACAGAUUAUUUCUGUGAUACAAUAUAUAAUAGAAAAAGCUACCAUUUGGUAUCUGUUAGGUUCAAAUUAAAUUCAACAGAAAAAAACAGUAUGCCUCAAUAUUUUGUUUUUGGAAAACUACUUGAUAGUUUCAUACUAAUAAUUAUGUACACACUGUAGAUUCGGAAGGGCCAGGAUAUCCUUGACAGUGGACUAGUGCUCAGUAGAGUAGUCUUCAUGAACGUCCGGGUCUGUUGGUGUAAUGCAUUGCACCCAUUGCUCCUUAGGUAGUAGCCCAUAUAUACAAAGCUGUGCUAAGCAUGUGACACAUAUAAGGUGCCUUAUCUCUUAGCACUGCCUGGUAAAUAUGAGUUGGAGUGUCUACAAGGGCACAAUGCACAUGGUAGGUGCCUAGAAGACAUUGCAGCUUGAGAAUGUGCCCAGAGCUGCCUUACUGGAUCCUUUAUUGCAAAUAUUAGAGUUUUUCUAAGUGAUCACUCAGGAGCAGAAAAUCACAGAUAUUAUGGGGUUAUAAACAGCCAUAAUGAUCACCCAAUAUCUUUUGCACUAGCGUUAGCCUAAAGCAGUGUUUUCCAAUCAGUGUAUCACUAGCGGUUACAAAACUACAGCUCCUAACAUGCACAGAGUUGUAGGUUUGCAACCGCUGGAGGGACUCUGGUUGGGAAACACUGACCUAUAGGGUCUAAAAAAGAGAAAAAUGGGAACAUGGUCUAAAGAGGGUACAGAUGCGUUAACCUUUUCUUGUACUUUAAUUAUGUUGUCAAUAUAGAUUUACAUAUA
This is a messenger RNA of Hyla sarda, 4449 nucleotides long. RefSeq names its product serine/threonine kinase 39 (gene STK39). NCBI's taxonomy places the organism in Eukaryota, Metazoa, Chordata, Amphibia, Anura, Hylidae. The record is from RefSeq and is a predicted model, not a curated record. The transcript is spliced from 18 exons. Gene Ontology annotation, molecular function: ATP binding; protein serine/threonine kinase activity. Bases 578 to 2104 code for a protein of 508 amino acids. Gene Ontology annotation, biological process: protein phosphorylation.